This is a messenger RNA of Durio zibethinus, 1056 nucleotides long. RefSeq lists its product as uncharacterized. The record is from RefSeq and is a predicted model, not a curated record. NCBI's taxonomy places the organism in Eukaryota, Viridiplantae, Streptophyta, Magnoliopsida, Malvales, Malvaceae.
UUGAUUUUUCAAGUCGCAAUGUCAAGCAGAAACCAACUAUAAAGUGCCCCUUUCCUGCCACACCAAUCUUCACUACACAUUCCUCAAAGAACAAAGCACACAGUUGUUAAAAGAGUAAAAGCCUUUGAUACCCAACAAAUCUUGGCUUUUUCUGUCCGUUAGAACCGAUGGCUUCCAACUUUAGCGUGAAGACUUUAUCUGUCUUAGCUCUUGCAUUGUUUGCCUUCUGCUUGCAAGCCACCCUAGGAGAAAUAAUAUGUGAACACCUUGACCAGGACACCUGCGCCUACGCGGUAUCGUCCACAGGCAAGCGCUGUGUGCUAGAGAAGCACGUAAAGAGGAGCGGAGAGGAAGAAUACACUUGCGGCACAUCUGAAAUAGAAGCUGAUAAGAUCAAGAACUGGAUUGAAACUGACCAGUGUGUCAAAGCAUGCGGGCUUGACAGAAAAUCCUUCGGCAUCUCAUCCGAUUCCCUCCUCGAGUCUCGCUUCACAGAAAUGCUUUGCUCCCCUCAAUGCCACAAUAGCUGCCCCAACGUCGUCGACCUUUACUUCAACCUGGCCGCAGGAGAAGGUGUUUUUCUUCCAAAAUUAUGUGAGGCACAAGAAGCACAUGCACGCAGAGGAAUGGCCGAGAUCCUAAGCUCUGGUUUGGUUGCACCAGGACCCGCCAGCGGUGCGAAGUUAUUGGGAGUCGCCCCAGCAAUGGCGCCAUUCUAAAUGUUGAUUGACGUACUGGAAUUUUUACAAAAUUUUACUACUCCCUUUUGCACCAAUAAAAAAGUUGCACUAGUUAGUAGGUUUUAGAAGAAAGGCUCAAGUGCAUCAAUGACCAUCAUGAUUUGGUGUGUGCAUGCGUGCCAUGAGCUUGGUGUGUUCAGUCCAAUAAGGUGCUACUUUCUAGAUAGAUUUGCUAUACGUUACGCGGUUGUGUUUUGUGUGCAUGGUACCAUACCCAGCUUACUCGUUUGCUUAUUGUAAUGGGCAUGAUGUAUGUAACAUAUAUAUAUAUAUAUAUAUAUUGUAAUGGGUAUGAUAUAUGUAACAUAUAUAAGUA